AUGGGAUUUGUGGAAAUGGUGAGAAACUAUUUAAAAUCAACUCAAAAACAGUCAAAAACUUACUCAGAAAGUGAACUUAAAAGAGCUAUCAAACUUGUUAAUGGUGGAGAACCUUAUAAACGUGUGACAAAGCUGCUAAACAUACGACAGAGAACUUUAAGGUGUUGUAUUAAUGGUUUACGCAAAAGUAGUGUGGUUGGUCGAAAGAGUUCUUUGCUACCAGACGAGGAGAUGUCAACUGCACAAUACAUUGCAACUUUUAGUGAUUUUGGUUUUCUUAACAAAUCUGGACGAGACUGUCCGUAUUUCAAAGAAAAUAUGCCUGGUGAUGAUUGGGUAAGAUCAUUUUUAGAGCGGCAUAAAAGUCUUUUAUUUUAUCGAGCAUGUCAAAAUAUUUGUAGAAAGCGUGCUGCAAUUUCAUGUGACUCUGUAAAUAGAUUUUUUAACAACCUAGAAGAUACAAUAAAAAAUUUUCUACCUCAAAACAUAAUAAACUAUGAUGAAACUAAUCUUUCUGAUGACCCAAAAUCAAAACAAAUUAUAUUCCAGAAAGUGUAUAAAGCUGAGCGGCUGAUGGACACUUGGAUACUUGGAGGUCCAAUUGGUGCCCGCUAUGACCGCACAAAAUCUGGUUGGUUUGAUGGCUAUUGUUUUAUAGAUUGGCUGCAAACAAUAGUAAUACCUUACUUCAGACAUGUUGAUAACAACACUCCAAAACUUCUUGUAGGUGAUAAUUUAGCAUGCCAUUUAUCUAUUAAUCUUAUCGAAAUUUGUGUAGCUAACAACAUUAGGAUGGUCUUCUUACCUCCUAAUAGUACACAUAUACUACAGCCUCUUGACCUUGCAGUUUAUGGACCCAUGAAAUCAACAUGGAUAAAAAACUUAGUAUCCUCAUUAGUUCUUGAACAUCUUGCAGAGCUUCGAAAAGCUUCUGCUAAAAAGCCUGGGGCAAUAAUGCGUCGGAAAAAAGUUAAAGUUUCACCAGGAAAAAAAGUGUUUCGAUGGAAGAUGUUGUAA
Hydra vulgaris (swiftwater hydra) is the source of this 1017-nucleotide messenger RNA. RefSeq lists its product as uncharacterized. Gene Ontology annotation, cellular component: nucleus. The record is from RefSeq and is a predicted model, not a curated record. Gene Ontology annotation, molecular function: DNA binding. NCBI's taxonomy places the organism in Eukaryota, Metazoa, Cnidaria, Hydrozoa, Anthoathecata, Hydridae.